This is a messenger RNA of Paraglomus brasilianum, 1494 nucleotides long. The record is from the annotation of a GenBank genome assembly. Lineage: Eukaryota; Fungi; Glomeromycota; Glomeromycetes; Paraglomerales; Paraglomeraceae.
AUGAGCGGAUUGGUAACUCUAUCCCACCAAUUCAAUGAACAUGAGAUUUACUUCCAUCGCGUUGGAAAAGGUAUUAGGAUCCCCAAAAAUGUAAGCGAUGAUUUUGAUGUUGUGAUAACAGUGGGCGAAGGCUCGGAAGAAGAAACUUUUUACUGCAACUCGAAGGCAUUGAUUAAGGAAAGUCCUUACUUUGAUACUGCACUGUCGAAGCUCUGGGCCAAGAAGAAAAACGGCAUGUACAUACUAGAGCAUCCAAACAUCUCACCAGAUGCCUUUGAAGGCAUACUCCGAUAUAUUGGUCAUGGUAAGACUAUGAUAUCUGAACUCGACGAAAUUAUACUUUUGGAUGUGAUCGUAGCAGCCGACGAAUUGCUAUUCCAUGAUCUUGCUGGUUACAUUGAAAGCUAUCUAAUUAAUACGUAUUUCCAAAGUGUGAAGGACGGUCUUACUAUCUUCCUCAACAAAAUCGUUCACCAUCAACAACUCAACGGAUUGUGGCGACGUCUACUACGAAUUAUAAAUGAUCACCACACACUACUGUGUAAUUCUGCGGACCUCCCAUGUUUAGAGAAAUCAGCUUUAGCCAGUAUCUUGGAAGAUGAUAGUCGAAUAAUAAGUCAAGGCAAACUAUGGACUGUAAUGCUCAAAUGGGGAAUGAGUCGUAAUCCCGCAAGAAGUCUCGAAUUCACCUCGUGGCCUGAUCAUGAUAUUAACGUAUUGGCGGACUCGCUCCGCGAGUUAAUACCAUUAAUCAAAUUCUCAAAUGUCAGUAGAAAUGACUUUAUUCAAAAUGUCAUUCCAUAUCAACAGGUUAUUCCAAAUACGAUCGAAAAUGAGACUCUGGCUGGUUACCUGAAUAGACAAAAACUCAUCGAAACUGAGUAUUCACACAUUGAUAUAGUUCUAGAGGAUUCCGUGGUGAUAAAUCAUUCACAUGCUGCAUUGAUAGCACUCUGGAUCGAAUCUUCAAAGAACAAGAGCGGCGGAGCAACUACCGAACGUCUUCGUCGAUUGUCGAAAACUUUAAUGCGUCGGAGAUUGAAGUAUAAAUUUACUAUGUGCUAUCGCAACAGCCUCCUUCAAUUUACAUGGGAAGACUACUAUAGACAAUGUAAUCGAAAAGAAUCAAUGGUAGCGAUCGCGAAAGUACGUGAUUCGUUGAAGCUGGUCGGUGGAUUCUCGCCAGUCGGACUGAUCGCACCACCUCAGAUCCCACUCAACGAGGAAUGGGAGAGAACUUUCAUCUUCAGCAUUGAUGGUAAUGGACAUUUCCUGCAAGAAAAUGCCGUUGCGAGCAGAAUGAGUACUUGUCGAACAGAUGGGUACAUCUUUCAUUCUCUUUUCGGUCCCAGAUUUGGCGAAAGCGAUUUAUUUAUUAAUUUAGGAACUCGUCGUUGUGUAUGUCGACAGAACUAUUACAGUAAACCGAUAACUGAUUCGCGCAGUUUUCCUUUUGAUGAGUUUGAGGUCUUUAUUGUUGAAAAGAUAGAUUGA